This is a messenger RNA of Diorhabda sublineata, 894 nucleotides long. Its product is annotated as enhancer of split mbeta protein-like. The transcript has a single exon. Gene Ontology annotation, cellular component: nucleus. Lineage: Eukaryota; Metazoa; Arthropoda; Insecta; Coleoptera; Chrysomelidae. Gene Ontology annotation, biological process: regulation of transcription by RNA polymerase II; regulation of neurogenesis; anterior/posterior pattern specification. The record is from RefSeq and is a predicted model, not a curated record. The coding region runs from base 100 to 657 and encodes 185 amino acids. Gene Ontology annotation, molecular function: protein dimerization activity; RNA polymerase II cis-regulatory region sequence-specific DNA binding; DNA-binding transcription factor activity, RNA polymerase II-specific.
AUACCGAAACCAUUCCAAGUCGAACUUCGAGAGAAGUACAACGUUGCCAAGUGCCUUGUUUUCAAAAAGUUUACGUUUUUAUAAAAGUUUUUUGUGAAGAUGACGAAUCCCGUUGUUAUAUGUCAAGAUAAUCAACCGAUUUCUCGCACUUUGCAAUAUCGUAAAGUGAUGAAGCCGAUGUUAGAAAGAAAAAGAAGAGCCAGAAUAAAUCGUUGUUUGGACGAACUUAAAGAUUUAAUGGUAUCCGCUUUAGCUACCGACGGCGAAAACGUUUCCAAAUUAGAAAAAGCCGAUAUAUUGGAAUUGACUGUUUCGCAUUUAAGAAAACUCAAAAAUCAACAACGUCUAUCUGCUAAUCCCAUCGUAGAAGCCGACAGAUUCCGUUGCGGAUAUACAACGUGUGCCAAAGAAGUCUCGAGAUGUUUAGCUUCUAUUCCAGGGGUAGAUAUACAUUUAGGUACUACAUUAAUGACUCAUUUGGGUCAAAAUUUGAAAGGGAUGGAUAAUUUGGAUUUACCUAAUGCGUAUACACCGCCAGCAUCGCCAGUUUAUGAGGAGAGUAUCCACUAUUCUUCGCCUCCAUCGCCUGCGUCGUCCUCAAGGAGUACGUCUAGCCCUGUUUAUACAGAGAAUAAUCCCGUUUGGAGACCUUGGUGAAAUUUUUUUUAAAUUUAAAAUUUAUUUUUGUAAAUUUUAUGCUCAUUUUUCAAAGCUUUAAUUAUUAUUGUAAGUAUCAUUAAAUUUUGUCUGUGAUAGUAGUAUUUGUAAUAAAUAUAAUUAUAGGUCUCGACGUCUUCCACUGAUUGAUUUUACGUAUCUGUACUUUUGAAUUUUAUCUUUGUAUCAGUUUAUGUUUUUGAACUAUUUUAUAUGACAAUAAAUGAAUUUUAUUCA